AUGAAGCGUGCCUCCCUCGUCGCCGCGGCCGUCGCCGUCGUCGUCCUCACGACGAUCGUCGCGAGCAGCACCCUUCCGCUCCCCAAGUUCCGCGCGCCCGACUUCCGCGCGCCCUCGAGAGUCGACACGAUGACGCUCGUGACCACGCGCAGGGAGAUCGCCGCGCUCCGCGACGAGGUCCGCGCGCUCUCCACCCUCGUCCGCGGCGAACAGGCGGCCGACGCCGACGCGGCGCCGCGACGAGAGGCGUCCACGGUCUUCCCGCCGACGCCGCCGCCGACGCCGACGCCGACGACGGCGCCGGGGGCGACGUGGCCGAAGAGCCGCUUCAAGCUCGGGUCGUCGCACGCGCAGUUCGGUCAAGAUGAGUGGGUCCACCGGCGAUACGACGGCAGGAUACCGCCGACGUUCGUGGAGUUCGGCUGCCGCGACGGCGUCAAGCACAGCAACACGCACGCUCUGGAAGCGGCCGGGUGGAAAGGCCUCUGCGUGGAGGCCAUCGAGAAGGUGCGGCCGGUGCGGAAGCGCGCGUACCAAGGCGCGAUCUGCGCGCCCGAGGCGGCGGGUGAAAAUGUCACGUUCACCAAGUCCGCGCUGCCGGGUUUGCACGGCGUGAAGGGCACGACGGACUUGUCGUUCUACGAGCCGAGGGCGCGGAUAACGAAGGACGUGGUCGUGAAGUGCCUAUCGCUGCCCGCGCUGCUGGACGAGAACAACAUGACGCACGUCGGGUACAUGACCGUGGACGUCGAAGGCGGGGAAAUCGCGUUCGCGAAACACUUCGACUUCGACGCGUACCGCGUGGACGUGCUGCAGGUGGAGUGCCGCGGGCGCGAGGUGUGUCAGGAGACCAGGGACGUCGUCGAGGCGCUGGGGUUGUUCAGAUUCGUGCACAGGUUCGAGCUGGGGAUGGAAUCUGGGGACUUGCUGUUCGAGAACGUGAGGUUGUAG
This is a messenger RNA of Micromonas pusilla CCMP1545, 951 nucleotides long. RefSeq lists its product as uncharacterized. Bases 1 to 951 code for a protein of 316 amino acids. The record is from RefSeq and is a predicted model, not a curated record. NCBI's taxonomy places the organism in Eukaryota, Viridiplantae, Chlorophyta, Mamiellophyceae, Mamiellales, Mamiellaceae. The transcript has a single exon.